AGUAUAAUAAUAAAUUUCCAUCGUUCCUGCUGUAGGUCUCUUCAUGUCAGUUGCUAAAUUUAAAAAUUAGAUUAGUUAUUUUCAAUCUUGAAGCAGUGACUUUUUCAUUGAUCUCUUUCUACGUUUUUUUCCCCCUCAUCAGUCUAGUUGUGCCCACAUAGACAAAAAUAAGUUUUGAGUAGGUCUGGCCAAGUUUGUGGGGAAAUACCCUAUAAGCAAUCACAAAGUCAGUUUAAACAGAGACAUCUUAAUAAUUUAGGAAGCAUAACUGACCGAGGCCACGGCUCCUCAAAUCAACACUAACUGUGGAAACUUCACAUUGGAUUCCAAGCUUCUUGAAUUUGGUGCCUUUCUAAUCUUCUGCCAGACCUUGACUUCCAAACAAAAUGGAAAAUUCACCUGGGAAUACUGAGCAACAAGUCACUUCUUAUUCUCCCUGUCCCCAUGUAUUUCUGAUAUCACUUGAUAGUAGUUUAACAGGAGGAAUUAUAGCCAAAGUCCUGCAUAUAAAUGGUAAACUCCCUCCAAAUUCCUGAAUGGAUUUUACUUCAUAAUCUUGCACCUUUUUCCACACUUCUUCCUUCCUCUCAACUUUCACCUAAUAUGCAUGAACAUAGCCCUCUGUUAAAAGCUACUUUCUUUAGCAGUUACCUUUUGUUUCUUCCCCUCUUUGUGGAGUGUGUCAAACACUUUCUGCAGGAAAAAUGUGAUGUCUGCAGAUUUCCCCAUGAUGGUGUGAGGCAUAACAUGACAUUUUUGUAUUAAAGAUCAUCUUUCAUUUUGUCUUGUGCAAUGUUUUGUUUUUCUGAAAUUUAGUUUUGAAUUCGCCUUAGCUGCAAGUCAAAAUCAUCCAUAUUAACAGAAAUAAACCCUUAAACAUAUCACAAUGUGUGUUAGAGAUCCAUAAAUUGUACGUGUUUCCGUGUAUAAACUAAAUAAAUGAACUUGGAAAUGAUAUUCUAAAUUACUAAGACGCAGCUGUAAAACACAACAGCCAGACAGACCUGGGAUCCGCGUCAGGUUGCAGUUUCUGUUUUAAAAGUGGAAACUGGGAGCAGACCCACGCUCUUUCCAAGUUAAUUAAAACGCCCCCCUGAUUGGACGGACAGAUAAUCCCGGCGGGCCGCCUGCUCGUACUAACUUGUGAGCGGGACGGAGUGCCAGUCACAAUCUGCUAGAGGCGAGGGAGGGCAAGAAAGACCACUGCAGCUACAAAGGCGAGAGGAGCGCAGUUAGGGAAGUGUUGUUAAACGUGGGCUAUGCGCGCAACAAGGGGGGAGCGCAGUGCACAGAGGAGGUGAACGCAUGUACAGGCUCAGCUUCACACUCACAGCCUCCUUCCUGAAGAGACACAGCGCUGAGAGGGGAAAGGAGUGAGGAAAAACUCAGAGAACAACACAGCAACUCUUGGACGAAAGUGCGCCACAGCCGUCAGGAGAGAAGUUUGGAUAAAGCGGUCCAAGGAAGACUUUUUCCUGGUCAGAACCUGCUCUGGAAGAGAGAGAGAGAGGGAGAGAGAAAGAAAAUGAAUGUCAGCGAUGAGAAUCUGCUCAAAUCGAUCAGCAACGACGCGCUUCUCGACCUGACGCAGCGCUACGGGCAGUCAGCCUUCGGGUUUGGCGCUGGCCACGGUGCUGGAAGUCCCGGCAGAUACCCGCUCACACCGGCCGCCGACUUCCUCUCCGGACAGACUGGGAAGUCCAACGAGAGCGGCGGGGAGCACACGAGCGACGACGAGGACGGCUUUGACUCGCUGGAGUCCCGGAAGAGGGGCUCCUCGUUUGGGGACGACAAGCCCGGCGGGCCCCUGGCCAAAAAGUCCAAAGAGCAGCGGUCCCUGCGGCUCAGUAUCAACGCCCGGGAGAGGAGGAGGAUGCACGACCUGAACGACGCGCUGGACGGCCUGCGCGCCGUCAUCCCGUACGCCCACAGCCCCUCGGUGAGAAAACUCUCCAAAAUAGCCACUCUCCUCUUGGCCAAGAACUACAUCCUCAUGCAGGCUCAGGCUCUGGAGGAGAUGAGGCGGCUGGUGGCGUAUCUGAACCAGGGACAGACUAUAACCUCACCGAUCCCCACCGCCCUGGCGCCCUUUGGACAGGCAGCCGUCUACCCCUUCUCGGGCUCCGCUCUCGCCACCUGUGCCGAAAAGUGCACCACUUACUCCGGGGCACCGUCGACUCUCUUCAAACACUGUAACGACAAGCCUUGAUUUGAUUUACGCUCUUUUUCCUGAACUUGAACCUGUACUGCGCCCAUGUCAGUCUCUGUCCCACUCUAGUUAAUUUAACACAUAAUUCUGUGGAAAUUAAAACGGUUUUAGUCUAAUGCGUAAUGGUAAGAUAUGGUUAAGUAAUCAUACUUCAAAAAUGCUCUGUAGAAAUUAAAUUGUUCGGGCCUUCCUGUCACUGUGGCUUGCAUGUCUCACAUCAACUACAGGCCAUAUUCAAAAUAUGAACUUAAAUUCUGCGAAGUUUCUGUUAUCAUUUGCAAUCUAUGCAACAUUCAGUAAUUACAAGAAAAAAUAAAUGCGACCAUUUUCAACCUUUAGAUCUGAUCCUAAUUAACUAUAUGAAAACAAUCUGAUGUUAUAUUUUCUGAUACAGUGUGUUUGUUUUUAUUUCAACUUAUUGCACAUCUCACAUGAUUGUAUUGUACAACUUUGAAUAAUCUUCAAAGCCCGGUUAUAAUAAUAAUAAUAAUAAUAAUAAUAAUAAUAAUAAUGAUACUAAUGGUUAUAUAACUGCAGCCUAUAAACCGAAGAAGUAUUCUGGUUGUGUUACAACAUGGAUUUCAUAUAUUGUUUAUAGUAUGUCUUUAUAAUUAAAACAUAUCUAUGCUCGGG
Molecule: messenger RNA, 2842 nt
Organism: Xiphophorus maculatus (southern platyfish)
Lineage: Eukaryota; Metazoa; Chordata; Actinopteri; Cyprinodontiformes; Poeciliidae
Gene: bhlhe23
Product: basic helix-loop-helix family member e23
Exons: 1
Coding region: 1526-2209 (227 amino acids)
Molecular function (GO): protein dimerization activity
Source: RefSeq, a predicted model, not a curated record